Messenger RNA from Lytechinus variegatus (green sea urchin), 7217 nucleotides. RefSeq lists its product as uncharacterized. The record is from RefSeq and is a predicted model, not a curated record. Gene Ontology annotation, molecular function: protein kinase binding. NCBI's taxonomy places the organism in Eukaryota, Metazoa, Echinodermata, Echinoidea, Temnopleuroida, Toxopneustidae. The transcript has 6 exons. The annotation marks the transcript as partial. Gene Ontology annotation, biological process: neuromuscular junction development; positive regulation of protein tyrosine kinase activity.
UCAACAGCUGAGGUCAUUCUGAAGUUCUACAAGGAUCAGAAUGCAUUGUUAAACAACAAGGAGCUGGGUCGUGAGCAGGUUUGCGUCUCGGCUACCAACUAUUGUGGUCUGGAGUAUUGUUACAGAUACCCAAAGAACAUUCAUGUUUUAACUAUUGUCCUGUCUCAAGCCGUCAUCUUGCUAUCGUUUGAAACCCACGAGAGGUUGUUGGAUUGGUACCACAAGAUUAAGAAUACAUUACCUUCUGCUGUUGAAUUUAGAAUCAGGGUAUCCAUUCCCACCAAGGGCAAGUUGCCCUCUGGCCGAGCAACUUUCUACUUCUACAAUAACCACUUUGCCAUCACACCAGAAACCCCUACCAGACUCGUCUGUGCCUGGAAUCUCAGACAUGUCAUUCGCUAUGGUAGCUUUGAAGGGGGAUUCGCUUUCUCAGUUAAAGUCCUGCAUUCUGCAAAGAGCAGCAACUAUCUUCUUCUCCUUGACAACCCUGAGAGCAUCAAGAAUCAUUUCGAUGCUGCCACGCUUAAACACUUGCCAAGCCGAUGGUCUACUCAUUCUGAAACUAAUCCAGCAAUUCGUGAUGAAGAGCAAGGCACAUUGGCAGCUGAAAGGCAAAGGUUACUCAAUGAAAACACCAAAGACCUUGGACAGGAUCAAAGUGGAGGUCAUGAAAGAACACUUGAACGAAUUUUGGAAAGAACGGUGGAAAGUAAUGAAAAUGAAGAACCACAAGAAGGAGAUGCACUUAUGGCCGGUGCAGACCUGAAUAGGAAUACGCAAUUACAUUCAGAUUCGGGGGUAUCCAGUUCCCAUGUAGCUUUAGGUAACGAUGUGAUUGAAUUGACAGAUUUGGGAAUAAGAGAGAGCCAGUCAUGGACCAGUGUGGCUAGGACAGAAGGAAGCUCUCGUAGUAGAACAGAGGACAACUCUAGAAGUAAUCUGAUGAUAGAGGAAGCUGGUUUUGAGCAGGAGAUGUUGCUUUGUCCGCAGAAGAACACUCCCAUCAGGGAGCAGGAAUAUGAGGUUAUGGCUUCCUUUGAUCAUUAUCGAUCAUCGAUUCAUGAAGAUGUGGACAGUGGGAGUCCCUGUCUACAUCAAAGACACCUUGAAAGCAGCCAAGAGACUCAUGCCCCGUGUCAUAGUAGUAGUCACCGUGGUGCAGGAGGAGGAGGGGGUAUGUCUGGAAGCCAAAGUCGAAUCCAGUAUUUGAUAAACAUGGACAGAUUCAAACUGAACCUUGCAGCGACCCCUGAUGUAAGAGAGUAUGUCAACUUGCCAAGUCCCAACACAACAAAGCUCUCCAACACACUUCCCUCUAACAGACCAAAAAGGAGCAAGCCAGUGCUCCCGACCUUGCCAAAUUCCGAUAUCCUGGAUAGCUUUAAUUUCUCGCCGCCUUCUUCUCCUCCACCAGCUCCUCCAAUCCAGAAACGAUAUAACUCCAGUUUCUCCUCGCUAAAGGAGACUAGUAUCCACGUAGGAUUGUAUCCAAGUUUAGACUCUGCCAGGGAAUCCUUUAAAUCGCUUCAAGAAGAUGAGGACAUUCCAGUUCCUAUUCCCUUUGACCAUGCCACUCUUGUGAAACCUCUAGGUCCAAUAGCGAGAUUAAAAAGGAACUCCCAGGAUAGCGAGACCUCAUCUUAUAUUGCCAGUGGAUCAGAAUAUGACAGUUCUCAUUAUUCUAGUGCAGCAAGCUCAAGACACAAUAGCUUUGAUCGUGAUCCCUUCCUGUCAAAGCCGCCUCCCGUUCCACCCAAGUCCGCGAACUUGCGUCUGCCUUCCAUUGAGAUGCUACUGUCUUCUGGAAACUUUAAUGAUGAGAAUCUAAGUAUUCCUGGACUAUCAAGUAUGCCGUCAUCUCAACAGGACAAUGUGCCUCCUAUUCCACCCAAACCAGAUCAUUUGCGUGGUAAACCACUCCUUAAAGGUCCACAAUCACCUAUAAGCCCCACUGGCCGACCUCCUUUCCUUCCUCCGAGAAAGAGGUGCAAUACUGUUCCUUCUUUUGCAACAGAGGAAGGGGACACGGAAUGGGUGGAAUUACCCGAUGAGCAAGAUGAUGGAUACCUCAUCAUGAAACCUGUUUAUGAUAACAAACUCAAAUCUAUGCACACAAGGAGUAAGAGUGUUCCCGAUGAGGAAACGGCUCACUCCCAAACCUUGCCACUCAUGCCAAGAUCUUGGCAGACACCCUCCUCACCAAGGCUACAGUCCCCAGGAACACCAACCUUCUCCGAACCCUGCAGUCCCGUCAUGGAAUUCAUCCCCCAAAGUCCUAUCCACAAUCCUGAAGACAUGAGAAUCCAGACGUUGAGGAGGUCAGCCACCAUUGGCGGGUUUGGCCGUCGGGCUUCAAGGUCUCCAAGUUUCGCAGGACGGCGGCCGAGCCUCCUGAGGAAUUCCCGACAGAGGAGGUCUUUGAGAUCUGAUCCAGGCAACAGCCACAGAACAUCAGACAUCUCCUUGAACAGUGCACCGCCCAGGAGAAGAAGGAAGGAUAAGUACGGGUCUCUGGAUCAUCGGUCUAUGAGUCUGGGCAACACCAAGCUUGAAGACUUCAAAGAUGAAAGCCAAGAAAUUCCAUCGUCUCCUACAAACGGUGCGAUGAGCUUCCAUCCUGAUGACUUUCAGGAACUCAAAGAUGAGCUGGACAAGUUUGCUGGUCCUCUGUCUCUGUCGCCUCCUAGUUCUGUGAACAGUCCCUCAGGGACACCUCCUCUAACACCUGCAUCCAGUGAGGAAAGUAUUCAUGAACCAGACCAAAUACACAGUCUUCCUUGAGGAUAUCCCCUAAAAACGUUGUCGUGGGAGUCGUCUGAUAUGCUCGGAAAAUCUCUGAAAGAUUAUACAUGUGUUGUUGGGAAACAUCUGGAUUAAUCUUGUGUUAUCAGGAAACACUACCAAAGGAUUAAUCUGGUAUCAGUAGGAAACAUUCCUAUUUAGGAAUGAUCUGGUAUCUUCUUAAAACAUCUCUUGAGGAAUGAUCUGGUAUCUUCUGAAAACAUCUCUGAAAUAAUGGUCCAGUAUCUUCUGAAAGUAUCUCUGAAGAAAUGAUGCGGUAUCAUCAGAAAAAUCUUAAGGAUUGAUCCGGUGUCAUUAGGAAUCACCUCUGAGGACUGAUCUGGUGUCUUCUGGAAACAUCUCCGAAGGAAUCAGUUGGUAGUCAAAACAUUUCAUCAGGACAUCUUCUUAAACCGUCUAUGAAAAAUCAACCUAGUAUCAUCAGAAAACAUCUCUAAAGGAUUAUUCCAUUUUUAUGGUUCAAUUUUACCAUAAGUAAGACUGAGCCCUGCUAUAUGCCAUGAUUUUGAGAAAUUAUUCCAAGUUGUGCCUCUAGAUCUGUGCUCUUCAUCUCCGCUGCAAUCUCUGCUCCAGCAUGACAUUGGUACAAAGAUUGCCAUAUUUAUACUCGGAUCAUUCACAGGAUUUUAAUCAACAUGUCCACUGACAGCUGUAUAGGAAAGAAAUUUGUGUAAGUCAUUCAUAUAUAGAUUUCUUAAAUCAACUUUGUUCUAUUUCUCUCAGUUUACCAAGUUUUAUUCAACGGUGAUCAACAAAGUUCCUUUUCACUCCCAGAAUCACCCUUGCAUAUUUCAUAAAAAUGUGAUUGUAAGUUACUACCGGAAGUGCGUUUAAAGACCUUUCUUAAAGCAUCAUAAGCUGUUGACACUGAGGUAUGCAGCUAUCUUAAAGUUAUACAUAGCCAUUUGUGCCAAGAAGACGUUAUCAGACAACUUAUGAUGUUGGUACUGUCUUCAGCUCCAUAUUGCAGAUAUUUCAUCAGUGAGUUUGUGUACUUUUGAUUUCAAGGUUUUCAACACUAACUGGGAUUUUAACCCUUAUUUUCUAUUUUAUGAAAACUUCCUUUCCUCUUUUCCUUUCCAUCGGCUGUCGUCAUUCCUUCCUCCAUUCUUUUUUAUUAUUUCUGUCAUUCAGCUCUCUUUUUCAGCCUCCUGUUGCACCAGAGCAUUCAAUAUUUCAUGAAUGGGGUAUCCAUGUCAGAUUUGUGUUUUGAAAAUGUCUUUCUUCUUUUCCCUUUCUACUUUCCUUUCCUUCCUCUAUGAAUUAUUCAUCAAGUUUUGUUGAUGGUCACAAGAUAACUAGAGUAUCUAUGAUCACUGUAGAAAUAUUCUGUUCUGAAAGAGCACCUACGGUAUGCCUUCCUGUCUCACUGCCAUUGUUUUAUAUUGUUUGUACUGGAGACCGUGUCUUCUCACAUGCGUUUAAACGCAAGCCAAAAAAUCAAUCGCAAGUCCCAAAUGCGCGCUGUGGAUUGGUUGAAAAUCAAGUUGCGCAUGAUUUUUAGAGUUGCGAUUGAUUGCAACUCUUUCUGCAACAGGCCCCUGAAAUCAUAAGAACUGUCAUAACUUGGUAUUUCAAAUAUGUAUGUAGACAUUGGUCUUCACAUAUAUUCUUCCAUUUUUUUUUAGUGAUGUUAGAUAUGAAUAAUUAUGAGCACUAUCUCUGAUUCAAUAUGUUAUUUGAUGAUAUUAUACAGCCAUUAUUUAUUAGAGGUGUCUGAGAACCAGUUUUAGAUGAUUGUAGUAUGUUGAUGUUGCAGUCAUACCUGUAGGGCAACACCAAUAACAAGAUUUUCACAAAGCAAUUAAAAUUUCUGGUUGCUUACAAUUUCUAUGGAUUGAGAAUUACAAAAUCUAAUUCAAUCGAAAAUUUUGUUUGGAGCAAACAUCAGCAGUCAAUGCUUCUUAUGUAAAUCUACUGAACAAUUUUUGAGUGGCCUGUAAAGAUUAUUAAAUCUGAAUACUAUGCUAUACAAACAAGGAUUAAGGUGAUAUGUUUGUUACAUUCUCUUCGUAAUGUACUGUCCAUUGAUAGCAAAAUAUCCUAGCUCUAGAAAAGUAGAGUAUUUAUGUUUGCUAACGUAGCUGCCCACAACACAUGAAAUGUCGCCCUCUACCUGCCAUGUGAAGAAAUGUGUAUACAUGCUUUCAGUAUUCCUGACAUUGUGUUCAAUUUUGAAAGAUCAUUUUACCUUAAAUCAUCAUAUCAGACCCUGUUCAUCCAUGAGAAUUUGUAUAUAGGUGGCUACCAGCUUGCCAGAACUUUGUAUUCAGUCGUUUUUAAUUACAUUAAUAGCAUAAGAGUUCAACAUAGGACAUGUGUUUUAUGUAAAUCCAUUUUCAUGAUGAUUGAUUACAUUUUGAUUGGACAUAUUAAAGCAUUCUGUACAUUAUUUGAAAUGUAAAGAGGUAAUCAAAUUUCAUAAGGUCAAAGUUCAUUUGUUUUGCUCCUCAAACUGGCAACAGUUUUUAAUUUUCUAUUCAUUUUCAUACUUUGCAAACCAAUAUGUAUGAUUAUGGCAAAUGUUCAACAAGAAGUUGCCAAUUUGCUUGUUUAAUGGUUAUUUUGUUAUCAAUCCCACUGCCAAUUUAGAAUGUGAACUAAUGGGAAUCGAAUACCUUUCAACAGUUUUUAAGACUCAAAAGGUGAAACUUUACAAUACAGCAGUUCUUAAAAAGGUGAAAAACAUGGUAAGAUUUGAAUAUUUAUGCAGUCAAAUUUGUGAAGUUGAUGUUUUAGGACUUAAGGUGGAUUUUUUUGAAACUUCAUGUAUAUCAUGUGAUACUACUGAAGAUGAUUUCACAUAUAAGAAAAGAAAAAGAGUGAUAGCAUCACUUGUAAACCAUUAAGGUAUUAUUUCUUCUUCUAAACCUGUAUUGAGAACUUUGUCUUGAUAAGUUGGUGUAUAGAACAAGAAAACUUUUAUGGCAAGCUAAAUGUAUCUGAGAUAUAUAACGAUUGAACUAUUUAUUUUUCAAAUUUACAUGAUUGCUUACCAAACAGUGCAUGCACACCAACAAUUUUUUGAAAAACUUUUUUAUGUAUAAAAUCAGAAAUGUUAUAAUUUACUGAGACAUUAUUUUUAUACAUGAUUAUAGUGUGGUUUUGUAAGUUGUCACAAUUGCCAAUUGUCAUUAGAAAAUUAUAUUUUUCUAUCAAAGAAACCUUAAAAACUGGAGGAAAGUAGAUAAAUUUGUGAUAAAGAUUAAAUUACAAUCAUGCAAAAUGUAAACAAAUCAUGAUUCUAUCAAGAUUUUUAAUUAAUAUUAAACUUUUUCUUUCUCCAUUUAAAUGCCUAUUUCAUACAUUAAACUGGUUAUGCCAAUCUUGAAUAUCAUUUCAACUCUGUGGAACAUUUUGAUGACAUGUUUCAUUUGAAAAAUAAGGAGGGAUGCUGAAAAGCAUCAUUUUUUAUCAAAUAGAGUUUGAUAAAAAUAUCUCAAUACUUGUUCACACCCUCAAUAUGUCUGUUUUUACAUAGGUCAUUGUAAUAUUCCACGCAAUUUCGGAUGAAAAUGUUGUUUUAAAUUUAUUCAUAUAUUUUCUCUCUAUCAUUCUAUAUUUCUCUUCUUAUCUCCUUUCACUCCAUUUUCUUUCUUUCUAUCGCUCAUAAUCAAAAUGCUUCUUCCACUAUACCCUUUUGCAAUCUCCUCUUUUCCUUCGCUCUUCUUUUUUAUUACACUUAUAGAGAAGCCACCUUAGUUUUGAUUUCAAGAUUUUUUUCUGCCAAAGGAGAUAUUUUUAGAUUAUAUUUCAUCUUUUAAUUAGAGUACAUGAAUAUUUUUCGCCCCAGUGAUUGCUGACCACCAUUGCAAAGAUCAAGUGUUUGAUUUUUGAUACGUUAUUUAUCUGGUUUUAUUGUUAGUGCACAAGUUUGAAUAUAUGAAGUCAAAUUUUUGAGAUGUACUUUGAGGUCUUAUUGCAAAUGAAAAUUUUUUUUACCAGUAAAUGAACAUUCAUUUAGAAAUUUUGCACAGGACUUCAAUUUUUCUGUCUACUCUCUCUUCCAAAUACAUGUAGUAGUUUUAUUGGUGUGCUUUUGAAAUAAAUUGCAUUUAUGUCUUUCAUACUGCCUUAACGCAAAAUCUGUCAACCAAAGGCAAUGUAACAUACCAGUUCAAUACCAAGGUAUCAAUACCCUUCUCCGCUGGUGUUGGUAUAAAAAUUAGAAAAUAACUUGGUCAGAACUUCAAAUCCAAGUAAGCAUUGAUCUGCAAAAUUGCUGCCAAAGAGAUCACAAUAAUUCUUCCUUGUCAUUUCUCUUUCAAAAGCAACAUUUUUCUUGAUUACUGCAAUAAUCUAUUGUACCCUCAUUAUUUAUCACUUGAUAUUCAAGGAGAAUAUCCAUUUUCAUAUGUAUUCUGCACAAGGUGAUGUUGUGUUUUUUACCUGUCUGUAAAUCUAGCUGCCUCUUU